Messenger RNA from Macaca mulatta (Rhesus monkey), 2340 nucleotides. NCBI's taxonomy places the organism in Eukaryota, Metazoa, Chordata, Mammalia, Primates, Cercopithecidae. The record is from RefSeq and is a predicted model, not a curated record.
UCUUGAACUCCUGACUUCAAAUGAUGCGCCUGCCUCGGCCUCCCAAAGUGCUGGGAUUACAGGCGUGAGCCCCUGUACCUGGCCUUCAAAUUGGCUUUUAAAGAGGAUGACGAGCUGGUCUGUUCUGUCUGGGGCCUUGGGGGCCUGUUUCCCAGGAUGUGGGCCUAUAUCAGUGCUGACGAGAAAGUCUAGGCAAUCAAUGCCAAGCUGGCCACACUGCUUUUGAUUUUUUUUUAAAUUGUGGUAAAAUACACUUAACAUAAAAUUUGCCAUCUUAGUCAUUUUGGAGUGUUCAGUCCAUUCACAUCGCUGUGCAGCCAUCACCACCAUCCAUCUCUAGAACUCUUUUCAUCUUGCAAAACUGAAGCUGUGUCCCCAUAAAAUAACAACCCCGUUUCCCCUGCCCCAGCUCACCAUUCCAUGGUCUGUUCUUACGAGUCUGACUACUCGAACUUCCUUUUAUAAGUGGAAUCAACGGUAACUGUCUUUUUAUAACGGGCUGAAAUCACUGAGCGUGAUGUCCUCACAGUCCAUCCAGGUUGUACCAAGUGUCAGAAUUUCCUUCCUGUUUUCUGCUGACUCCCUGCUUUCAAAGGCCAUCUUGGACAUUCAAAUUGUGGCCAUUACUGACAGUUGAAAUGGCCCUGGCUCAUGUCUCCUGGCCCUCUACAGUACUUUAGGUGGGGACAGCACUGUGGCCCACACGUCCCCACAGGCUGCGUGUGGCACCUGACAGUGCUUCGUGCCACCAUGGAGCAGGUGUUACUCCCCCACUUCUCAGAGAGGAGGCCGGGCUCUGGAAGCCACCAGCCCACAAGGAGGCCCAGCAGGCUUCGGGCCCAGGAUGGUCUACCCCCAGCCAAAGGUGCUGACACCCUGUAGGAAGGACGUCCUUGUCGUGACCCCUUGGCUGGCUCCCAUUGUCUGGGAGGGCACGUUCAACAUCGACAUCCUCAACGAGCAGUUCAGGCUCCAGAACACCACCAUCGGGUUAACUGUGUUUGCCAUCAAAAAAUACGUGGCCUUCCUGAAGCUGUUCCUCGAGACGGCGGAGAAGCAUUUCAUGGUGGGCCACCGGGUCCACUACUACGUCUUCACCGACCAGCCGGCCGCGGUGCCGCGCGUGGCGCUGGGGACCGGUCGGCAGCUGUCGGUGCUUGGGGUGCGCGCCUAUAAGCGCUGGCAGGACGUGUCCAUGCGCCGCAUGGAGAUGAUCAGCGACUUCUGCGAGCGGCGCUUCCUCAGCGAGGUGGAUUACCUGGUGUGCGCGGACGUGGACAUGGAGUUCCGCGACCACGUGGGCGUGGAGAUCCUGACUCCGCUCUUCGGCACCCUGCACCCCGCCUUCUACGGAAGCAGCCGGGAGGCCUUCACCUACGAGCGCCGGCCCCAGUCCCAGGCCUACAUCCCCAAGGACGAGGGUGAUUUCUACUACAUGGGGGCGUUCUUCGGGGGGUCGGUGCAGGAGGUGCAGCGGCUCACCAGGGCCUGCCACCAGGCCAUGAUGGUCGACCAGGCCAACAGCAUCGAGGCCGUGUGGCACGACGAGAGCCAUCUGAACAAGUACCUGCUGCGCCACAAACCCACCAAGGUGCUCUCCCCCGAGUACCUGUGGGACCAGCAGCUGCUGGGCUGGCCCGCGGUCCUGAGGAAGCUGAGGUUCGUGGCGGUGCCCAAGAACCACCAGGCGGUCCGGAACCCGUGAGCAGCUGCCAGGGGCUCUGGGAGGGCUGCCGACAGCCCCGUCCCCCUCCUGCCGUUGGUUUUAGCAGAACGGGUAAACGCGGCUUCCUUUGUCUGUCCUGUUGCGAGUAACUGAAGCCUAGGUCUCACCCCCACCUCAAAUCACACACACCCCUUCCUCGCCACAGAGACACACAGAAAGACACACACAGACACAAAAUCACACACCCCCCCUCCCCGCCACAGAGACACACAGAAAGACACACAUGGAUACAAAAUCACACACCCCCCUCCCCGCCACAGAGACACACAGAAAGACACACACAGACACAAAAUCACACACACCCCUCCCCGCCACAGAGACAUACCAUUACAUACACAGACACACACAGACACACAAUCACACAUACCCCUCCCCACCACAGAGACACACCAUUACAUACAUACACACAGAAAGACACAGACACACAAUCACACACACCCCCUCCCUGCCACAGAGACAAACCAUUACACACACACACAGAAAGACACACAUGGACACAAUCACACACAUUCCCUCCCCACCACAGAGACACACUGUUACAUACACAGAUACACAAUCACACACACCCCCGCCACAGAGACACACCAUUACAUACACAGACACACACAAACACA